Triticum dicoccoides is the source of this 2100-nucleotide messenger RNA. RefSeq names its product ankyrin repeat-containing protein ITN1-like. The transcript is spliced from 4 exons. Bases 211 to 1536 code for a protein of 441 amino acids. The record is from RefSeq and is a predicted model, not a curated record. Gene Ontology annotation, molecular function: protein binding. Lineage: Eukaryota; Viridiplantae; Streptophyta; Magnoliopsida; Poales; Poaceae.
AGUCUAAACUGCCCUGCGUAUGUUAGGGGAAAAUGGUUUCUGGGUCAGGCCUAGGUUUACUGAUGGGUUGAAGAUUCCACCAUCAAGAUGACCAACGCCCAGCUGCGACUCUAGGCGGCGCGAAUUUCUCCGACGAGGCACGCGUCAGGAAGCUGCGGCGAACACUUCCUUGGCCGGAGGAGGGUCGGGAAGAGUAAACCCAACAAAUAGAUGGCAACCAACACUUCAGCAACAGAUUAUUCAUCAGCAGGCACACAGCCACAGAUGGACAGACGACUCCUGGAGGCAGCCACAUCGGGUGAUCCCAGGCGAGUCAAGGAAUUAGUAUCACGGAAUCCAAGCAUUAUACUUGGAACCACUCCACAAGGAAACAGCUGCCUCCACAUAUCCUCUAUGCAUGGUCACAAGGAAUUCUGCGAGGAUGUGCUGGAAAUAGAGGAGUCUCUCCUUUUAAAUGCUAACUUUGAGUCUUUCCUCUCAAAGUUGAAUCUUCAAGGGGAGACACCGCUUGUAACCGCCGUUACACAUGGUCAUGCCUUCGUGGCUUCUUUUUUAGUUGGACGCUGCCAUCGACUAGGAUUGAGACAGGUAAUCUUGCAGCAAGACAAGACUGGUUGUAAUGCACUGCACCAUGCCAUUCACAGUGGCCAUAAGGAACUUGCCCUCGAGUUGAUAGCAGCAGAGCCUGCUCUGUCACGAGAUGUGAACAAAUUUAAAGAGUCACCCUUGUUUCUCGCUGUCAUGAGAGAUUUUUGUGAUGUGGUCGAGAAACUAGUCAGAAUUACUGAUUCUGCUCAUGGAGGAGAGUUUGGCUUGAAUGCUCUACAUGGUGCUGUCAGAAAUGAUAAUCCAGUUAUUGCUAGACAAAUUAUGGAGACACGCCCUGAACUUGCCAGAGAAGGUAACACGGAUUUGGUUACUCCAAUAAGAAUGGCGGUACGUUAUGGCAAGAUGCGCGUGGUGCGAGAAUUGCUGCGACAUGAUUUUUCCUUAGGGUAUGAAAUGCACAAGAACAUCUUUCCUCUGCUUAAUUGUGCCGCAGCUGGAGGUCAGGUUAAUGUUGCUCAAGAAAUUCUCAGACAUUGCCCUGAUGCUCCUUAUCGUGAAAUAGGUGGUGAGACUCGGACAUGCCUUCAUAUAGCUGUAUUGAACAAUCAUAUCGAGUUCGUUAAAUUUAUCCUGAGCACACCAUAUCUUCAAAAGCUUGUUAACAUGCAAGACAGCAACAGAAAAACUGCGUUACAUUACGCAGUCCAGGGGUGCUAUCCUAAAAUAAUUGCUGCCUUACUGUCUCAUGAGGAUAUAGACAGAGCAGUACUUGACAACAGUGCUAAACCAACAGCUUGGGAACUGUGGAUCAAUACGUAUUGCGCCAAAAGCAUAAACUGGAAUAACGUAUGGAUGCUUAAGUUGAAAGGCCGUCCCCAAAAUACCAUGUGUCUUCAAAAUAUUCAUGGUGAUGUCAAGCAAGGAGCAAUUAAUGAAUCAAGCGGGGUAGCAAAGUCACCUUGCCCACUGCUUUCAUUCUGCCUGUAAGAUACAAAGGUAAUGCUGGAAGCGAGGGACUUGCCAUGAUGUCUAGGAAGAUUGCAUAUCAGGCAUUCCUGAUCUCAGACGCCUUAGCGGCGUGCUCCUCGUUUGCUGUCGCCUUGAUAUGCACGAUCCAGGACAUAUCAUUUACUAAGAAGCUCAUGUGGUUUGCUUACGUGGCUUGUUCAGCUAGUUUAUAUGCAGUAAUGGUCCCGCGUCUCCACUGGUUGACCAUCGCACCAUGCCUUCUGGUGCUUUUUGGCCCAUUCUUACUAGGCAGCUGGGCAGAUGGCCGCCAAACUCUUAUAGGUUCUGAUACAAUCUCGAAGCAGUGGAAGUGAUGACCCUCCUCCUCCUCCCGGAAUCUAAACCCGAACAUGUGGACUUCUAUGUGACGUGCACGUGUUUUACAAGUAGUGAAUUUCCAUAAGUUAACAAUAUGUAUGAAUUUACGAACUUGUGUGAUGUGUACUAGUAUGAAACAUUUGUUUAUAUAUGUGUACUACUUCAAAUUAUGCCAAUAUAUGUGGACUACUUCAUUUGUCUAUAUAUGACAACAUUUUUUAUAUA